AGGCAUUCCAGAGAUGUUUUAAACUUUUAAGUAUAGUCGAUAAUAGAUCUUGCGUAUCCUAAACUGAAGUAUGGUGGAGUGUCACUAGCGGUUGUCAACUGACACUAAAAUGCCGCCUUGCCCCACCAACACGAGCGGCCAGAAGGCCGAGGACAGAGCGGAUAAAGGACCGCUGGAGUCUCUGGAUAAAACCACGGACCACAUCAGUAGCCAGCAAACUAGCGUAGCUGAUGUACGAAAAACCUUAAAUGGCACGACCAACCAAGAAAAAUCUUGUCCCCUCAUCCAGCAUGUACCCCAAAAUUCAAAUCCGGCAUCCUUAGAGUCCGAGAGCAAAUACACUAGCCUCAACGACCACGAUGAUGGCCACCACCACCAUCACCAUGACGACUACGAUUACAAGUUCUCCUUCAAACAAAUGUACAUCGAUACCCUGAACUUAGAUUGGUCCAAAGUGCUGUGGGACAUGGUCCUGGUGCUGGUAGUCUUCCACGUUCUAGUUCUGUACGGUGUCUACCUGAUUAUUACGGGCCAGGUGAGGGUGUGGAGCUACGUUUACAUCGCCCUUAUGUCCAUCUUUGCUGGCCUCGGGGUGACAAUGGGGGUACACAGGUUAUGGACACAUCGAUCCUUCAAGGCGUCGUUGCCGGUACGCAUUGUGCUUAUGUGUCUGAACAGCGUCGCCUUCCAGGAGAGCAUCUACCUCUGGAGCCAGAACCACAGGGUUCACCACAAGUGGUCCGACACAGACAGGGACUUUACCAACUCCCGCAGAGGGUUCUUCUUCGCCCACAUGGGCUGGAAGAUGUACCAAACUCACCCCGAAGUGAUCAAGGCCAGGAAGAUGAUCGACUGCAGCGACCUAUUGGAUGACCCGGUGGUUCGUAUCCAGAAUGAGUACUACUACUGGAUCUCCCUCCCCCUCGCCUUCAUACUACCCACCAUCAUCCCCAAUUACCUGUGGGGGGAAGACCUCGUCUACUCAUUCCUCACGUGCGGGUUGGUACGACUGGCCAUCACCUUCCACGUGACCUGGUGCAUCAACUCCGUGGCCCACCUCUACGGCUACAGGCCCUACGACAAGAACCUCUACGCCCACGAGAACCAGAUUCUAGGACCUUUGGCCCUCGGUGAGGGAUGGCACAACUACCACCACGCCUUCCCCAGGGACUACAGGGCCAGCGAGAUGGACGGUUGGGGCUUCAACUUGACCACCAAGAUCAUCGAGACGCUCGCGAUGGUCGGGCUCACCUCCGACCUGGUCACGGCGUCAGACGAGCACGUGGACCGCCGCGUGGCCCGUACCGGGGACGACGAAGAGCGGGAUAAACUGUGGCGCGAGGUCAUGGGGUACACC
Messenger RNA from Hyalella azteca, 1357 nucleotides. Its product is annotated as stearoyl-CoA desaturase 5-like. Gene Ontology annotation, molecular function: oxidoreductase activity, acting on paired donors, with oxidation of a pair of donors resulting in the reduction of molecular oxygen to two molecules of water. Gene Ontology annotation, biological process: lipid metabolic process. The record is from RefSeq and is a predicted model, not a curated record. Lineage: Eukaryota; Metazoa; Arthropoda; Malacostraca; Amphipoda; Hyalellidae.